AUGGUGCGCAGGUUCCUGGUGACUGUCCGGAUCCGCCAAGCGUGUGGAGGAGGCAGCCGCUGCAUCCUAGAAGACCAGGUCAUGAUGUUUGGCAACACCCAGGUGGCCGAGCUCCUCCUGAGCUAUGGCGCAGAGCCCAACCUCGCAGACCCUGUCACGCUAACCCGGCCGGUGCACGACGCGGCCAGGGAGGGAUUCCUGGACACGUUAAUGGUGCUGCAUCGCAACGGGGCACGGCUGGACGUUCGCGAUAUGUGGGGUCGCCUCCCCGUGGACCUGGCUGAGCAACAGGGCCACAGAGACAUCGUCCACUACCUGCGUGUGGCCUUGGACGCUGAUGGAGGUGUUCGUGGGCGCAGACGGUGA
Molecule: messenger RNA, 366 nt
Organism: Elephantulus edwardii (Cape elephant shrew)
Lineage: Eukaryota; Metazoa; Chordata; Mammalia; Macroscelidea; Macroscelididae
Product: cyclin-dependent kinase inhibitor 2A, isoforms 1/2/3-like
Exons: 2
Coding region: 1-366 (121 amino acids)
Biological process (GO): negative regulation of cell population proliferation; regulation of cyclin-dependent protein serine/threonine kinase activity
Cellular component (GO): nucleus
Molecular function (GO): protein kinase binding; cyclin-dependent protein serine/threonine kinase inhibitor activity
Source: RefSeq, a predicted model, not a curated record